This is a messenger RNA of Lacerta agilis (Sand lizard), 2240 nucleotides long. RefSeq names its product D-2-hydroxyglutarate dehydrogenase (gene D2HGDH). Gene Ontology annotation, cellular component: mitochondrion. The record is from RefSeq and is a predicted model, not a curated record. Gene Ontology annotation, molecular function: FAD binding; catalytic activity. Lineage: Eukaryota; Metazoa; Chordata; Lepidosauria; Squamata; Lacertidae.
AGCGAAGCGGAGCUGCGUAAGGAGAAGUGGGUGAGAUCCCGUGGGCCCCGUUCAAGGUUCCUUCAUGGCUGUUGUUUGCAGCCUUGUCCGGCAUUUCCUGUUUAGACACCGCUGGUCCUUACCAAGGUUGCAGAUCAGAUGCCAGAGAAAAGCGUUGAAUGUAGUGGACAUGUGGGUCCUCCGGUCCAAACUUAAGAAAGAAGGAACAGGGCCAUUGAACAGAGAAGUUCUCAUCAUGCCUUCCAUCCGAUGGAGCAUCAGUCACUUGCCCAAGAGAGGUCUGCAUGACCAGCUUCACCUCCAGGAAGUGAUGCUCACCAGUGAGCGAUAUGGGGUGCAGAGGCUUCCCUUUGGUGUUUCCAGUACUGAUGUGUCUUUCUUUGAAAACCUUAUGCCUGGCAGAGUCAUUCCAGAUUCAGAUGAACUGAAACUCUUCAAUGUGGACUGGCUGAAGUCUGUAAGAGGCUGCAGUAAAAUAUUGUUGAAGCCACGGACAACAGCAGAAGUAUCUGAGAUUCUCAGGUACUGCCAUGAGAGGAACUUGGCUGAACCUCAGGGGGGUAACACUGGCCUCGUUGGGGGCAGUCCUGUCUUUGAUGAGAUCAUUCUCUCCACAGCUCUUAUGAACCAGAUCAUCAGCUUUGACAACGUUUCUGGAAUCCUUGUUUGCCAGGCUGGCUGCAUUUUAGAAAACCUCAACCAGUACCUGGAACAGCUGGAUUUCAUCAUGCCGCUUGACCUCGGAGCAAAGGGCAGUUGCCACAUUGGAGGGAACGUAGACAAUGCCGGUGGCUUGCGGCUCCUGCGCUACGGCUCUCUCCGAGGGACAGUCCUAGGACUAGAAGUGGUGCUGGCUGAUGGCUCUGUUUUGAACUGCUUGGCAUCUUUGCGGAAGGACAAUACUGGCUAUGACUUGAAGCAGUUGUUCAUUGGGUCUGAGGGGACCUUGGGCGUCAUUACGGCAGUUUCCAUUCUAUGCCCACGAAAACCCAAGGCCGUGAAUUUGGCAUUUCUUGGUUGUCCAAGUUUCUCUCAGGUCCUGAAAACUUUCACUCUCUGCAAAGGCAUGCUGGGAGAAAUCCUGUCUGCCUAUGAGUUCAUGGACAACGAGUGCAUGAAGCUGGUUGAGCAACACCUCAAAUUAACCAACCCAAUCUCAGAAAGUCCUUUCUAUGUGCUAAUUGAGACUUCAGGCUCCAAUUCUGCCCAUGAUGAGGAAAAGCUGAGCCACUUCCUGGAACAUGUCAUGGCCUCUGGUUUGGUAGUAGAGGGGACUCUGGCUUCAGAAGAUAAAAAAAUAAAGGCGCUUUGGGCCUUGCGGGAACGGAUCACAGAGGCCUUGACUUGUGACGGAUCCGUUUACAAAUAUGAUAUUUCGCUGCCUGUGGAGAAACUCUAUGAUCUGGUGACGGACAUGCGGACACGGCUGGGCGGAAAUGCCAAGAACGUGGUUGGCUAUGGCCACCUAGGAGAUGGAAACUUGCACCUGAACAUCACAGCAGAUUCCUACAGUCAUUCCCUGCUGGAGGCUAUUGAGCCAUUUGUGUAUGAGUGGACUUCCCAGUACCGUGGGAGCAUCAGCGCAGAGCACGGUCUGGGCUUCAAGAAGAAGCAUUAUAUCCACUACAGUAAGCCCCGGGAAGCAGUCCUUCUCAUGCAGCAGUUCAAGGCCAUGUUGGACCCCAAAGGGAUUCUAAACCCUUACAAGACAUUGCCGGAUAAGGCUGCAUGAUGGUGACUAUGAAGAAACGGAUCAGGAGACCUUUGCGUGGAGGUUGUCUAGCACAGGGGCUGUAAACAAAUUGUGAAACUGCAACGUGAAAUGGAGGUUUGCUCCCCACCCAACAAAAUAAAUGGUAAAGGGGUUGAAUUGUCCUCCCAGUAUUAUCUAUCUACCAAGCCCUGAAUUAUCCGAGAAGCAGAGAAGACAACAUUUGUUUUCUAAGGCUCUUUCUUUCAAAGCUUCCAGUUGCUCCCCAUUUUUAGGGCUUUGUUCUUAUCUGAAUACAACAUGUAGGAGUGGAACUUGGGAUAAGAGAACAAUUUGCAGGAGGAAAUUCGUGGGAUAGCUUCUCUUGCCUUCUUGUUGCAGCUGCAUACAUUCAAAACACAAAUCGACAGCUGCAGGAUUGGCAAGGACCUUGAAGAAGAUAAGAGGGUAUUCUGUGCUUUGAACCAAGUGUGGGAACUAAACAUUUUACUUUUCUUCAUGGAAAAAUAAAACCUGUAAUGAAAACAUU